This is a messenger RNA of Spinacia oleracea (spinach), 511 nucleotides long. RefSeq lists its product as uncharacterized. The coding region runs from base 147 to 497 and encodes 116 amino acids. The transcript has 3 exons. The record is from RefSeq and is a predicted model, not a curated record. NCBI's taxonomy places the organism in Eukaryota, Viridiplantae, Streptophyta, Magnoliopsida, Caryophyllales, Amaranthaceae.
AAGAUCCCACUCUCUUCUCCUACCUUCAUCUCCUCUCCUUCAACCGUCACAUAUGCAAAAUUGAAAAACAAUAAACCCAAAUUGGAUCGAUUCAUCAAUUUAAUUAAAGCCCCGAUUAUCUCCAACCUUAAAUCCAAUCUCAAAUUAUGAGUUUAAUUUCAAACCCAACAAAAAAAAGCCUAAUUUCGAUGGUGUUGCUACUUCGAUGUUUGAUUUACCCAGUUCUGUUUCUGGGUUUGUGGUUUCAAAUAGUGAACAAAUCCCAGAAAAUUGAGGUUCACUCAAGGAAUUCAUCAAAUCCCAACAAUCUCAGCCUCACCCAAGAAUUAAGAGUUAUUAGUGUUUCGCCACAGAUGAGUGUGGCAGCGGUGGGGAUGACAAAUGUGGUGGCGGUCGCUGUGGUGAAAGGAGUCAUGGUCUCAUGGAGGCAAGGGCGCAAAUAUUCAAUUUGGGCAUAUACUAAACCCUACAGCCCAAUGGCAGAAACUCAUUGGUGACAGAGUUUCGGAGU